Paramecium pentaurelia is the source of this 612-nucleotide messenger RNA. The record is from the annotation of a GenBank genome assembly. NCBI's taxonomy places the organism in Eukaryota, Ciliophora, Oligohymenophorea, Peniculida, Parameciidae.
AUGGCAUAUCAGAUUGAUUUGUCUCAAUCACAUUUUAUUAUUGAUGAUACUCCUUAAUUGAAGAGGGAACCUCCAGUUAUGUUUGCAAAGAAGGAGUCAACAGAUUACUUUGAUGCAAAUUCAACAAUUUGUGAAGGGAAUGAGGAUAUAGAACCUUAUUCAUUUUCGUUGAGAUUCAAAGUGGAAUUGAAGUAGGAUCCUAUUGUAUAAGUAUAAGAGGAAAAGGAACUUUGUAAUAUGGGUUCAAGUUUCGGAGUCAAUGAUGGUGAUAAUAACAAAGAUUUUGAUAAUCAGAAUGAUGAUGUUAAUAAAAAUAAUAAAGAUCAUAAAGCUAAUAAUCAUUUACUUAUAGAGAAUAAAUAAAGUUACAAUCAUAUUUAAAAACGUAAUGUCUAUGUAUAAACUAAUAAAUAAUUAUUUGUUAAAAACUAAUAAUAAUUAUUUAAAUAUAAUUAGAAAUAUAUUAAUCAUGCAGUUUAUUAAGAAACUAUAUAAAGUUUGAAAUAGAAAUAGAGUCUAUAAAAAUUCGUAAGUAAAAACAAUAACAAAAAUCGAUUGUUGAAUUUACUCAUACCAUUGAUUUUAUUAAUAAUACUAAUUAUGUGUUUAUGA